CAUAAAAUCCCACAAGCCAACCGGAAAAGUUUCAGUGUUUAAAAUAAGUUCGUUCAAGCAUCAACGAUGGCUUUCAUGAUGCCCGUAGUGAAAAACGAUUGGGACAUUUACAAAUCGAAUCGUAGCAGGAAAACUUCAGAGUGCAACACUGCUAGUACUACAGGAAGAGUGAGGAAAAUUUCAGAGUGCAGAUCUGAACUAGGCAGUACUUCUCAUAGUACCACUGCGAUGGUAAAGCAUCAUUCGGUGCCUGACAGGAUAACUGGGUUUACAACUAGCAGGCCGAGGGCAUCGUCUGAGAAUUUCCAACAAAAUCGUGCCAAAGUUCCUGUGCAGAAGAGCGCUUCUGAGAGCGACAAACAAGGCAAAGAGGGAACAAGUUGGUUGGAGAAAUUGAAGAGGUUUAUGAGGAAUAGUAAAAAUGAUGAGGAUGAAGAGGAACGUUGCAAGUCAUAAUUUGUGCUUUACAACACUUGUGUAUGAAGCAUUAAUCAUUGUUACAAAUUAUUAUAAUUAACUAGAAGUGAUUGAGAAGGACAAAGUGAAACGUACUUAUGUGUAGAUGAUAUGGAUUUUCUAAAACAGGAUGUCACGAUUAGCCUUAACUACAGAAUUCUGCGUAAAGUUGACACUGAAUUGAUCGUGACCAGCCUUGAAUACAGAUUUCUGUAAAAAUGUGUACAGAUUCCUGUAAAAUGUCGCCAACUAUUCACAAAUCGAUCGUCAAUUUGUUUAGUAAACACUGUGACGUAUUUGACCACUCCCUCGAAUCACGUUGCCUUCUUCCCUCUCGUCCUCGUCGGUUGUCGUCGUACGCGACCUUACAUUGUUUGGGUUGAUUGAGGCGUCAUUCCAGUUCCAGCCAGCGCGCAACCAAAACGUGCAGUAGUCCUUGACUGAGAUCGAGAAAAAAACAAAAAAAAAAAUUCGUUAACAAUCAUGGCCUUUAUGAUGCCGGUAGUGAAAAACGAUUGGGACAUUUACAAGUCGAACCGUGCCAAUCGGAAUCGCCGAACGUCCGAGUGCUCGCACACGAACUCGUGCCGUUCGCGAAAAGUAUCGGAGUGCAAGUCGGAAGGGCCGAACUCGCCGGAUUUUAUUACGUCACCGCAACAUCACCGGUCCGUACCCGACAAAAUGUCGAGCAGGCAAUACACGAGAUCGAAUUCGAACAGUUCGCAAAGCGCGUCCGCAUCGCCGCCGAAAAAUAAUUCGUCGACAAGUUUGAACAAGUUCCACAACAGGCUGUUGGACAAAUUGAAAAAGACGAUGAAAAGCGGUAAGGACGAAGAGAGGACUAGCUCGUGAGGCAGAGUGAGAUACCUAUAUCGACUGUUAUUAUAUUAUAUUUACUAUACCUCCUAGAAGAGUAGCAUAAGGAUUUUUUUUGGAUCUUCAAUUUGACCAGGAAGAAGAAUAUCACCUGUGAUAUGUAGUUUCUAUAAUUGUUUUAAUUGAAAAUGUAUAUGUAAGAAGAAUUGUGGGGCUGUUCCAACACUUCAAAAAUCGCCCCAUGAAAAGUUUCGAAACCACCCUGUAGGCUUUUGCUAAAAAUCAUGACAGUAAAAUGAACGGUUUCCUGGAGGUGUUGGAACAAACCUAAAAUACGCACCUGUGCAAUUUUGUUGGGCGCCUUUUUUUUACUUUACUUUGGAGUUUUAAUAAUAAGAACGUCAAAAAUUUAAUUAUAAGAUCCACAAAAUGUAGGGAUUAUUAUAUUUAUCUCAACCGGAUUUUGCACAGAAACUUUACAAAGUUCCUAGUGCAAAUUUUGCAUUAACUUUCAAAAUAGUGAAAAUCAUUUUGAAGUCAACGCAACUUUGUACUUUUCAAAAUUCCAAAGUAAAAUCCCAUUUUGUAUAGGUACUUAUUAUGUUUUUGUGCUUACAUUUUUUAAGCAGGGUCAAUAAGUUAUUUUGGAUGCAGUUGAAAUUUUAGAAUGAAAACUUCCUGAAUUAUUCAAUCAAUCUCAAGAAAAAACUGGUCCUUUUAUUUCACCUAAUUAUGUAAUUUUGAAAAUUGUUUUUAUUUUUAAAUAAAUUACUAAAAAUCUCACAACGAAAAGAUGCCUAUAUUAGCUAAUCUAUAAGUCUUAUUCAACAAAAUCAAAAUUUAAAUUAUUGUCAGGCCUGGUCAUCAAGAUUUUUUUUUGUGUGCAUGUGUGUGGGUAGCUAAUUAAUAUUAUUUAUUGCAUAAAGUUAGAGCAAUACCUACUAUUUUCUAAAAAAUUUGAGCGUUAGCUCAACAAAGCCCCCUAUUUUGGGCUUUAUUUAUUUUCUCAUUGAAAGACUGGUUAGUUUCGGAGGAUAGAUUUCGCUUAUUUUAGCACAUAAGUUUAAAUAAUUUUAAAUCAAAAACUUUUUUGAUUAAAAUUAUUAAUAAUAAUAUUGUAAUAAAUAUACGAGGGACAAUAUAAAUAAAUUGUGUUGAAUAAAUUUAUACCAAAAAACAAAAAUGUACCUAUUAUACAUCACUGCCCUCGUAGAUUAUUUAUGGUAGUGACACAUUCCGAAAUUAUUAUAUUUGUGUAUAAAUUUUUCUUUUUCUAAAUAAAAAAUAUUUAUAAAAUAAAUAAAUAUGUUUAUAUUUCGCUAAAUAUAUAAAUGUUGUUCGAAUAAAUUAAAUAAAUAAAUAUAAAAUAAUUAAAUAAAUAAAUAAAUGUUUCUGCUGCAAUAUUAUACUACUUUUAAAAUGUUUUUUUUUUCUAAUUAUAUUGUAUUAAUAAACUAAAAAUAUGAUGUUCAAGUAUAAAAAAAAAAUGUGUUUUAUUUAUUUUUCUGUUUU
Ceutorhynchus assimilis (cabbage seed weevil) is the source of this 2784-nucleotide messenger RNA. NCBI's taxonomy places the organism in Eukaryota, Metazoa, Arthropoda, Insecta, Coleoptera, Curculionidae. The record is from the annotation of a GenBank genome assembly.